GCAUUCAAUAUUAUGAAAACAAUGUAUGGUGGUUUUGGUGAAGUUGGAGCUAGUAAAGUUGAUUGUAAGAAUUAUAGAAGGGAUUUGAAUCUUUACAUCGGAGAGUAUGAUGCAGAAAUGGUAGUUAGGCGUCUUAUUAGGAAGAAAGAAUGUUGUCCUGGUUUCACAUGUGAUUAUGUUAUUGGUGAAGAUAGAAGAUUGAAAGGACUUUUCUGGGCUGAUGAGCAAUCAAAAAAAAAAUUAUACAGUGUUUGGUGACAUAUUUGGUUUUGAUGCUACUUAUAAAUCAAACAAGUAUGAUUUGGUUUUUGUACCAUUUACUGGUAUUGAUAAUCAUUUUAGGAAUGUCACAUUUGGUGGUGCAUUACUUGGUUCGAAGACUGCAGAUUCGUAUAGAUGGCUUUUAAGAUGCUUUGUUAAUGCUUUUGGAAGUGAGCCUAAAGUUGUUGUUACUGAUCAAGAUGCUGCAAUGAAGAGAGCUAUUAAGGAUGUACUUCCAAGAAGUAGGCAUAGGUUAUGUAUGUGGCAUAUAUGGGAGAAAUUGAAGACAAAGGUUGGUCCUGUUUUGUCAGCAAACACUGAUUUUAAUACAAGAAUGACUCAUGUUGUUUGGAAUGAUACUAUUAUUCCAGAAGAUUUUGAAACUGAGUGGCAUUCAAUAAUGUCUACUUUUGGAUUGGAAAAUCAUGAGUGGUUAAAAGACAUGUACGAUCUUCGAUUUGAUUGGAUUCCUGCUUAUUACCAUGGAGAGGAUUUGGCUGGGCUUAUGCGUACUACGUCAAGAUGUGAAAGCGAGAAUUACUUCUUUGGUCAGAUUUGCAAUCCAAGAUGUGCACUUGUUGAAUUUUUUCACUCAUUUUGAGACUGCAAUGGAUAUUCAAAGGCAUGAGCAUAGGAGG
Helianthus annuus (common sunflower) is the source of this 899-nucleotide messenger RNA. Its product is annotated as protein FAR1-RELATED SEQUENCE 5-like. The coding region runs from base 221 to 862 and encodes 213 amino acids. The record is from RefSeq and is a predicted model, not a curated record. Lineage: Eukaryota; Viridiplantae; Streptophyta; Magnoliopsida; Asterales; Asteraceae. Gene Ontology annotation, biological process: regulation of DNA-templated transcription. The transcript has 3 exons.